This is a messenger RNA of Cavenderia fasciculata, 3177 nucleotides long. RefSeq names its product importin 9 (gene cnrP). The record is from RefSeq and is a predicted model, not a curated record. Lineage: Eukaryota; Evosea; Eumycetozoa; Acytosteliales; Cavenderiaceae. The transcript has 4 exons. Gene Ontology annotation, biological process: protein import into nucleus. Bases 1 to 3177 code for a protein of 1058 amino acids. Gene Ontology annotation, cellular component: cytosol; nuclear envelope. Gene Ontology annotation, molecular function: small GTPase binding.
AUGGAGACAACUAUAAGUAGAGAGUAUGUUUUAGAGUGUUUAAAGGGAUCAUUGAUACCCGAACACACAAAAGAAUGCGAAGCAAGAUUACAACAUAUAAACAAAACUGCAAACUAUGGUAUCAUGCUAGCAGAGAUUGCAAUGAACAAAAUGAUUCAACAAGACCUCAGACAGUUAUCAUUGCUUCUACUCAAGAAUAAAAUCAAACAAAAUUGGAACGACGGUGCCAAUGAACCAAGUGAACAAGAAAAGGCAACCAUUAAAGAUGUCAUCACUCCUGGUUUAUCUGAUCCAAUCUCUAAAAUUAGAACUGCUAUUGCAAUGUGUAUAGGUAAAAUUGGAGUUUAUGAAUGGCCUGAGAAAUGGCCAUCUCUCCUUACCAAUUUAAUUCAAUGUCUCGAUCAAACAGUCAAUAAGGACAAGAAUCUCUUUAAUGGAUCGAUGAAAUGUUUAGAGAUUCUCUGCGAUCCAAGGGAAUUGGAUGAAUCACAAAUUCAACAUAUCAUUGUUGUCUUAUUCCCAGUAUUUAUUACUUUAUUAAAAUCUGAUAACAUAGAAUAUUCUAUACAAUUAAAAAUUAUAAAUAUAUUUAAAAAUAUUGUUAUUCAAAUAUUGAUGAAUCAAUCAAGAACACUUACCAAAGUAUUGGCACCUGUGAUUCCAGUGUGGAUGGAACAAUUUGGAAGAUUAUUAAAUAGACGUGUAUCGGGACCCCAUGACAAAUUUAUAAAUGAACAAUUUACCAUUCAAACCGGUGUCAUUGAAUGCUUGUCACAAUUUAUUUCCAAUUACCCCAAAAAGAUGGCAUCGUACAUGAUAUCGAUGAUCACACCCAUCUGGACACUGUUUGUCGACUAUUAUCCACUCUAUGAACGUUCAGAGAUCUGGGUCGACGGAGUCAUCCCAGUAGCAACCGACGAAGGUGUCACACGUAUCGACAGCUUGAUUGCAUCCAUCUCAGAGUUUAUCAUGUACGCCAUUGGCCCCAAGUCCACCAAAAAGAUAUUUGAAGCACAUUUGGGUGCAGUCAUCAAACAAUCACUCCUCUACAUUCAAAUGACCUACGAAUUGACCGAUCUUUGGAUAGAUGAACCAAGCCAAUUUUUAGAGCAAGAAGAUGAGAGCAACUACCACCCACGUGUUAGUUUGGUGCUCUUGUUAAAGGAUAUUUCGGAUCAGUUCAAAGGAAAGGGUCUCAAAUUGGUUUGGGAAGCAGUAUACGAACAACUUGGUACAGCUGCCAAGAUGGGUGCUGAAAAAGGUUGGAGACUACGUGAAGCUGCAUUAAACGUAUUAGGAUCAUUGUCUGAAGAAUUUAUUAAAGCAGGUGACAAAAAGUACUUUGACUUUAGUAUGUUGAUGAGAGACAUUCUUUCAACCGAUUUCAACUAUUCAUUAGACGACGACUAUGCCAAAAUUCUUCAGUCUCGUUCACUCACUGUUGCCAGUAGAUUUUCAACCGCUGUUGAUGCUUCUCUUGGACUCCCAUAUCUUCGUCGUGCCGUUGAAAUCCUUCAAUCACCUUCAACAGACGAUACAUUCUCGAUCAAAUUGGAUUCAUUACGAGCAUUGUCCUAUUUUGCACAAGGAAACAAUGUUAACUUGGUAAAGGAAUAUGCUCCAUCGAUUCUUCAAUCCACAUGUGCUCUUAUGAAUGUUAUUCAAGACGACUGCAUCACUAUUGUCAUUUCAACACUCAAAUCGAUCUGUCGAUCAGACAGAGAAUUGGCCCCCCGUUACGAGCCACUCAUCACACCAGCACUCCUCAGCACUUGGGUCAAAUACAGCAACGACCCCGAACUCGUAGAAGACAUUAAAGAUAUGUUCCAGUUGUUGUGCUCGUCUGCUUCUGUCUAUCCGGGUAUUCUCGAACGUUCAUUGCCAACUUUUUGCACGGUACUCGAAAACUUUGACAAGCCAUUGUACAUUGGCAUCAUGGAGAGUGCUGUAGACAUGAUCAGUGUGCUCAUCAAGGGUUACAAGGUUGACAAUGUCGACCCAGGAAUCGUAAGCCAUAUCUUUAGACCAUUGGUCGAUAUGUUGUGUUGCGAGAAGCUUCAAACCGACAAUGGAGUGCUCAAGGCCGGUAUGAACGCGCUCACUGUCAUUGUCCACCGUGCAUCGCCACUUCUCUUUAACUGGGUGCACCCCACCAACGGACAGACAUCAGUCGCCUGUCUUUUACACAUUUUCGAAAAGCAUGUAUCCAACACGAACGAAUUUAUCGCCAUGUAUGCACCACCCAUUGCCGAGUUGAUGUUGGUCAAGAUGAGCGACCAGAUCCGUCCACUCCUCCCCGCCCUUUUAUCGUUGGUCAUCAAGGUGUUGGCCAUUUCAAAGGUACCAUCAUUCAAGCAAUCGUUGGUGAUGAUCUUUGCCAGACUAUUCAUUUUGCACACCAACGACGUAUUGGACUAUUUGGCUAAAUUAGAGUUGUCCAAUAUAUUGAACGUAGACGACCCCAAUAUUAAAAAUAACAACAAUAAUGGUUUGACAUUUGUCAUGAACGAAUGGCUCAAACACACUGAUGACAUUCAAUCAAAGUUAAAUAUCAAUAUUAGUACUAUAGCAUUGUCACAUAUUUUGGCGUCGGGUGAUCGUCGUCUUGGCACCAUCUUCAUUGACGGUACCAUGCUUGUACCCAAAGAGUUUGAAGGAAAGACACGUUCCCAAGCCAAAAUCGCACAGUCUGCAGUCUCUUCUGCCAUCAAGUGGACCAAGGUUCCACUUAUCCACAAAAUCACAAAGAUGCUAACCGACCAAUACAAAGAUGAAUUACAAGCCAAAAAGGAAGCAGAGGAAGAUAUUCAAAAUUUAAAUGCAAAGAAAUUGGCAAAACAAGCUGGUAUCAAUUUAAAGGAUCACAGUGGUCAACAAGAUGAAGAAGAAGAAGAAGAAGAAGAGAUUGAUUAUGAAGAUGAAGACGAUGAAUUCAAUGUUGACGAUGAUUUUGAAGAAGCAGAUGAUUAUUUGGAUUUGGAUGAUGUUGAUUAUGGUUAUCCAGAUUAUGAAGAUGAUGAUGAAGAUUUUGAAUUUGAUCCAAUUUCAAAAGAAGAUCCUCUUUAUGAUAUAGAUUUAAUUAACUAUAUUAAAGAUGUUUUUAUAAGAUUAUCAACUUCAAAUCCAACAGUUUUUAAUGAAAUUCAACCCAUUUUAGCAACAAACUUUCAGGCAUAA